AUGGCGCCGCCCACGAGAGCCCGUGGUGGCGGAGAGUCCAAAUCACCUGAACAAUCGGGCAAGCCUUCCCCAUCUAGCGAAGAUAAACAAGUGGAUGGCAAGCGUGAUGAGGCCUCAGUAAAAGCCGAUGAAAAAACGACGACAGAACAGGCCAAACCGCUUGCUCCUCCUCCACGGCCAGGGCAGCAGCCAAAUACAAACAGCCCUGACUAUUUCAGCAACCCGGUUGGCGGCUCGCUCAGCCUGGAGCCCAAUCCCUUUGAACAAUCGUUCAGCGGUGCGCCCCCCGAUACACCAGGAGGCGGCACCAAGCUGCCGUCCGUCGCGGCUCUUACGUCACCCUCAGCACUCCUCCCCGGUGGUGCCACGCCCUUCCCUUGGGGCUCCGACUCCCUGCGGACCGGCAACUUGAGCCCGGCCAUGCUGGCCGGCCCCGCAGCUGACUAUUUUGGGGAUACGCAGCAACUCCGCGUCGGCUUCCCGACGCCGAAUGAGUCGUCGUUGCGGACGGGGCUGACCCCCGGGGGCAGUGGGAGUAUGUUCCCAGCCCCCAGCCCGAAUGCGGGUCUCUUUGGAAGUGUCCCCGCCGCAACGCCGGGCACACUAGACUUCCAUCGUACCGCCGUUUCGGCCGCCAUCAAGCAGCGCGAGCAGUCGCAGGCUCUGCAUCUCCCGCGCCCUGCGGCACCUACAUCGCAGCCACAAGAGACAAUUAGUGGCAUAAUACAACCGUCCAAGCCCGAAUCGAAGUUCGAUCCGCACGAUAAUGAUGCGGCGAACGGUCUCUUCAUGUUGGCACAAGGGCGGGGCGGCACUCAACCGCCGCCUCUUAUUCACCCGCGGUAUUCCGGGAAUCCCAACAACCAAAUCAACGGAGCUCCCUCACUCGCAGGUAGCUCGGUGAGGGCCGUAAGCGAGGCGAGCCCCGUUUCUGAUGAGACUGAGCAGACGCGUCCCAAUACGCGAGCCAGAGGGAAGCGUAGCUCGGGGAACGCAGCGACCACAUCGCGGCGCAAAGCGGAGGAUACGCAAACCAAAGCGCCAGCGGCCAAAAAAUCGAAGACGAAUAACGGGGCUGCGGGGGCGACAAAUGGUCACGAUAGUCACCAUUCGGACGACAGCAACGAUAACAACGGUGGCAAGGAUGGUGCUUCCGGCAAUGGGAAGUCUAAGAUGACUGACGAAGAAAAACGAGCGAACUUCCUGGAGCGUAACAGGGUCGCGGCGCUCAAGUGCCGGCAACGCAAGAAGCAGUGGCUCGCAAGCCUCCAGGCGAAGGUGGAGCAGUUUAGCCGCGAGAACGACGAGUUACAUGGUACGGUCGCGGCGCUUCGCGAGGAGGUUGUUACUCUCAAAACGCUCCUAAUGGCUCAUAAAGACUGCCCGGUCACCCAACAGCAGGGGGCGUCACCAGCUUACAUUCAUCAGUUGGAGGCUGCGGCAUUCAAUGCGAACGCCAUGAACGCUUUCGCCAUUCAGGGCGGGCUGCAAAACCAUCCUGUCAUUCCCGGCCCGCCCAUGGACCGGCGAUUCUCUUAG
This is a messenger RNA of Chaetomium strumarium, 1539 nucleotides long. Its product is annotated as Aft1 HRA domain-containing protein. Bases 1 to 1539 code for a protein of 512 amino acids. Gene Ontology annotation, molecular function: RNA polymerase II cis-regulatory region sequence-specific DNA binding; DNA-binding transcription factor activity, RNA polymerase II-specific. Lineage: Eukaryota; Fungi; Ascomycota; Sordariomycetes; Sordariales; Chaetomiaceae. The transcript is spliced from 3 exons. Gene Ontology annotation, biological process: regulation of transcription by RNA polymerase II. The record is from RefSeq and is a predicted model, not a curated record.